AUGAUGUUGCUCAAGUAUUCAGCUGCCGUUGCAGCUUUUGCCCUCUACGGGCAUGCUAGCGCUGGGCCUUGCAAGCCGAUUACUCGCCCUACGAGCUCGGGCUUGGAGACUUCCGGUACUGCUACAACUGAAGUUUCUUCAACUGUGACGAAUUCGCUCUCGGUUGAGACUUCGACGACGGUCGAGACGUCUUCAGCCGCCACGUCGGUUGAGAGCUCGGCGACAACCUUCUUGCUCGAGGCUUCGAGCACUACUGGUGAUUCUUCCACUUUGUUUACCUCAACGACCGAAACCGCGACGCUUGACGCAACCACUACCGAGUUUGCUUCUACGACCGCCGAGGCCUCUACGACAGCCACCGCUACGACUUCUGCUGCGCCAGUGUGCGAGUUCACGGGAGAAUACACCAACUACAUCAAGAACCCGUCUUUCGAUAAUCUAGACGGCGACGGAAACCCCACCGCCGACCCGUGGAUCAUACUCGGAGUCUCAACUCUAUCGACCCAAUUCCCCAGAACAGGAGCCCGCGCUAUGGAGUAUACAUACCCCGACACUUCAAUCAGCGGAAGUUCAUCCAUCCUCCAAGAACUAACCAACACCGUCGCCGGCCAAGAAUACGUCUUCAAAUUCCACUGGGCUCUUCUUCAGGGCCAGCCCCUUGAAGCAGACGAAUGCAGAUUCGGUACAUUCGCUGGUGGUGGAGGGGCGAAUAGGCUGUUUAUCGCUGUUGAUGGCGAUGAGGCAAUUUCGCAGUUUCAGUAUUAUGAACAGGAGUAUCGCAUUACUGCUGAGAAUAAUAAUCAGAGGUUGUCGAUUGGGUUCUACUGUACGAGUGAGCCGGCGGGGGGAGCGGUCAAGGUUCACAUUGAUGAUGUUUCGGUUUAUGACUACUAUGAGGGCUGUGAAAGUCCUUGA
Molecule: messenger RNA, 915 nt
Organism: Fusarium tjaetaba
Lineage: Eukaryota; Fungi; Ascomycota; Sordariomycetes; Hypocreales; Nectriaceae
Exons: 2
Coding region: 1-915 (304 amino acids)
Source: RefSeq, a predicted model, not a curated record